AGCAAUUUUUUGCUCUCUUGUCUCUCAUCCUCCAAAGUCCAAAGUCCAAACAAACAAAAUUUUCCAUUUCAAUUUAGAAGGUUAUUCCUCCCAUCCAACCAACGCAAACAGACCCUAAGCUGCAACCGCAAUCCACAUCGGAAAUAACCAGAAGCGUGAGGCAUUAUCGCAGCAGAGCACAACCAGGGACGAAGGCGUAGCAGACGCAUCCCGGCGAGAACGCAGACGCACCAGGGCACCAUCGCCGUUUGUAUCACCGGAGAGAACGCAGCAACGUCGGGGCACCAUCGUCAGAGCAGCCCCGCAGCAAUCCCCGAGGAGAUACCGGAGACGAAGCACCAAGGCUGGAGCUUAGAGCAGAUCCAGCGAAUCGAAAGCAGCAGUCAGCAAGGAUAUUGGGUCUAGCAAAGAGACAUGGAGGAACAAUUCAUACUCAGGGUUCCACCUUCCGUGGCUGAGCAAAUUGACCGCCUUCUAAGUGAGAAUGCUUCUUCAGAAGACACAGGACUGGAUUUGACAUUUUCUGAGGAUGGUAGGAGUGGCACAUUUGUCAUUGGAAAUGAACGCUUCCCUGCAUCCCUCUUGGAUCUUCCUUGCAUAGUGGAAUCUUACAAAACCUAUGAUGACAACGUGCUGAUAAAAACUGCAGAUAUUGGUCAGAUGAUUAUGGUUAGGGAAGAAGGAGAUCCUGCUCCCGAUGAAGCGGAGUACAGACAUGGCCUCACCCCUCCAAUGAGAGAUGCUCGUAGGCGAAGGUUUCGCAGGGAACCAGAUCUAAAUCCGGAGCUUGUGAGGCGUGUUGAGAAAGAUUUGCAGAAUAUCAUGGCUGGUGGAACAGCAGAGAAUAUCGAUAUCCUUCAAGUCUUUUGUUUAUUUUAUCUACUUAUCAUCUGCUCAAAAAGCUUUAUAUUGAGCAAUACUCCGUAAUACGGAGUGCUAAAAAUAGAGGAAAAAUCAUGUACUCUCUCUAACCAAGUUAGCAUGAACCCUUCAUAUAGUGUUUCUUGUUUUGUCCUUGACUAUGAGUGUGUGUGUGUGAUCACAUGUGGGAGUGGCUGAACAAGAGGAAGAUGCCGCGCGCACUUCUAAUAAGAAAGCGGCAGCACCCAAGCCUGCAACAAAGCCUCACGUUCCGCCCGAGCCUGAGAGAAGUGAUUCUGAUGAGUCGGAUGAUUCACUGUAG
Messenger RNA from Cuscuta campestris, 1183 nucleotides. NCBI's taxonomy places the organism in Eukaryota, Viridiplantae, Streptophyta, Magnoliopsida, Solanales, Convolvulaceae. The record is from the annotation of a GenBank genome assembly.